This is a messenger RNA of Pyricularia pennisetigena, 1875 nucleotides long. RefSeq lists its product as uncharacterized. Gene Ontology annotation, cellular component: plasma membrane. NCBI's taxonomy places the organism in Eukaryota, Fungi, Ascomycota, Sordariomycetes, Magnaporthales, Pyriculariaceae. The coding region runs from base 1 to 1875 and encodes 624 amino acids. The transcript has 5 exons. The record is from RefSeq and is a predicted model, not a curated record. Gene Ontology annotation, biological process: zinc ion transmembrane transport. Gene Ontology annotation, molecular function: zinc ion transmembrane transporter activity.
AUGAACUGUCCAUCGCGCACCGACGAGCCGCCAUUGACGGACCAUCCGACCUGGAACCAGAAUCCGCCCUUCUUGUCGGGCGAUCUGACGACUUGCCAGGACCUCAAUGGCAUCGCCAACGCGCGUGAGCACCGCGACGGCUCCGGAAGCGCCGCCGGGGCCGGCGAUGAGCACGGUGGAAAGGACACGCGGAGCGACGGCUGGGCUGUGGCUGAUCGACUGCCCGUCGAGGACGAGGGGCGGAAGGGGACGGCUUGGGGAUGGGGCACUCUUGAUGUAUCCCAUUCCCAAGCCAAGGGAGAGACUGGCGGUGAAGGCCAUUCACUCUCGACGGCGGCAGGAGGCGCUGGCUUCGGCGCCGUCGCUGCUGCCACUGCAGCGACCCCUGCACCACGUUCUGUUUUCGGCUGGGUCUCCUGGGCCGCCUCGGUCCUGGUCUGCGCUGCCAUCUUGUCGGCCUCUCGGCUUCCAGAGUUCCUGGCGGAAGCUCUGUUUGGCACCACGCAGACCGAUUUUGUUUGUAAGACAUUCAAUGAGAUUACUAACUGCAGUGAAACCAUCUUCCCUCCAGCAGUAGAAAACACGUCCACCACCACCACCAUCAUCACCAGCACCCUCGCCGUGGAUGCCACCACGCUCGGCAAGCGGUCGACAUGCGCGACGGGCGGCUUCCUCUCCGAGGAGGAGUACAACACGCCGCUGCACGUCGGAGCGCUGCUCAUCAUCCUGAGCGUCUCCUUUGGGGCAUGCGCCUUCCCCAUUGUGGCCUCGCGCAUCCCGCGUCUGCGGCUUCCCGCCCGCUUCUUCUUCGGCGUGCGCCACUUUGGCACCGGCGUGCUGCUGGCCACGGCGUUUGUGCACCUUCUGCCGACCGCCUUUACGCUGCUGGGGAACCCCUGCCUGUCGAGCUUCUGGGUCAGCGACUAUCCGGCCAUGCCGGGCGCCAUCGCCCUCGCCGCCGUGUUUUUCGUCACCGUCAUCGAGAUGGUUCUGCAACCCGCUCGGCACCUCACCGAGCCCGAUGCGUCCUCAUCCACCGGCGGCGGCUGCAUGAGCGCCGCUGCCGUGUUGCAGCGGCAGGAGCGGCCGCGGAGGACCGCUGCAUCGUCCCAGGACACGUCUUCCGAGGAUGUAAACGCCGCUUUUUCGGAACGGCCCAUGUCGGUGGAGAUGCGGCCGAUCGGUGGGAACGCCAACUCGUUGGGCAGACAGCUCUCCCACCUCGGGCGGGCCGACGACCAGACCACGACCGGCCUGACGCCUACGCCCGGUGGCAGUGGCCAAGCUAGCGAUAGGCUUGACGACAAGUCCGUGGUCGUGGACGAGGAGAACCGCUUUCCGGCAGGCGCUGGUGGCCACCUCCAGCUGACGCCGCAGCAGCAACACCAAAAGGACGUGCUGCAGUGCAUGAUGCUCGAGGUUGGAAUCUUGUUCCACAGUGUCUUCAUCGGGAUGACGCUGAGCGUGUCGGUUGGGCAGGCGUUUAUUGUUCUGCUUGUGGCGAUUGCUUUCCACCAAACCUUUGAAGGAUUGGCGCUUGGCUCGCGGAUCGCGAACAUCAAUUGGGAGAAGGGCUCAUGGCAGCCUUGGAUGAUGGCGCUGGCGUACGGAUGCACAACGCCGCUCGGUCAGGCGAUCGGCAUCGCGACUCACAGGCUCUACAACCCAGAGUCCGAGUUCGGUCUCGUCCUCGUCGGCACCAUGAAUGCAAUCUCGUCGGGUCUGCUGGUGUUUGCAUCGAUGGUCGAGCUGCUAUCCGAGGACUUCCUCAGCGACGAGAGCUGGCGCAUCCUCCGCGGCAGGCGCAGGGUUUGCGCAUGCUUCCUCGUGCUCUUUGGUGCCAUCGGCAUGAGUCUCGUCGGGGCCUGGGCUUGA